Molecule: messenger RNA, 3026 nt
Organism: Bombus huntii
Lineage: Eukaryota; Metazoa; Arthropoda; Insecta; Hymenoptera; Apidae
Gene: sgl
Product: UDP-glucose 6-dehydrogenase
Exons: 6
Coding region: 272-1711 (479 amino acids)
Biological process (GO): glycosaminoglycan biosynthetic process
Cellular component (GO): nucleus; cytosol
Molecular function (GO): UDP-glucose 6-dehydrogenase activity; NAD binding
Source: RefSeq, a predicted model, not a curated record
AAGGAGGACGCGUAGCGGCUAUGAUGUGUUAAGUUCAUAAUGUCCCGACAAUCCGUCUAAGAAACUCACCUGUCAUGAAAGCUGAUACUUGGUAUUCGAAAAACUUUCGUUUAUUAGUGUGUUCGUGACAGUACGUAACCUGGAUGAUUAGUGUUAGUUUCCGACUUAUCGUGACAUUUCCUUCCCUCCCACUGUCGAUUCUGAGAAAUUUCACAUUUUCUAUUUGGGUGUACUUUUUGGACCAUUACAGGUACGAUAUAAAUCGAUCGAUAUGACUAUCAGAAAGAUUUGCGGUAUCGGUGCCGGAUAUGUAGGUGGACCGACGUGUAGCGUGAUAGCCUUGAAGUGCCCAGAGAUUCAGGUGACUGUAGUGGACAAGAGUAAAGAAAGAAUUGCACAAUGGAACUCAGAAAAGCUUCCGAUCUAUGAACCAGGUCUCGAUGAGGUUGUGCGUAAAUGUCGCGGCAAAAAUUUAUUCUUUUCUACGGACAUCGAGACCGCGAUCCAGGAGGCUGAUUUAAUUUUUAUCUCGGUCAACACGCCGACAAAAACAUUUGGCAAUGGGAAAGGAAGGGCAGCCGAUUUGAAGUACGUCGAGAACGCAGCCAGAAUGAUCGCGGAAAUUGCGACCGGGGACAAAAUCGUUGUGGAGAAGAGCACAGUCCCAGUCAGAGCAGCGGAGAGUAUCAUGAAUAUUUUGCGUGCCAACCAUAAACCAGGAGUAUCGUAUCAGAUCUUAUCAAACCCGGAGUUCUUGGCGGAGGGUACCGCAAUUGAGGAUUUAGUGAAUGCAGAUCGCGUUUUGAUCGGAGGUGAGGACUCACCGGAAGGGCAGGCGGCCAUCGAGGAAUUAUGCAAAGUUUACGAGCAUUGGAUUCCAAGGAAGAAUAUUUUAACUACGAACACUUGGAGUUCGGAGUUAUCUAAGCUGGCCGCCAAUGCCUUUUUGGCGCAACGCAUAUCAAGCAUAAAUUCCUUAUCGGCGGUAUGUGAAGCGACUGGCGCGGACGUGUCUGAGGUGGCACGGGCUGUUGGCCUUGACUCUCGAAUAGGAUCGAAGUUCCUUCACGCAUCGGUCGGAUUUGGUGGUUCGUGCUUUCAAAAGGAUAUUCUUAAUUUGGUGUAUAUCUGCGAAUGUCUAAACUUACCGGAGGUAGCGGCCUAUUGGCAACAAGUCAUAGACAUGAAUGAAUACCAGAAAUCUAGGUUCUCCGCGAAAGUAAUCGAGUCUCUAUUCAAUACCGUCACGGACAAAAGUAUUUCUAUGCUAGGCUUUGCCUUCAAGAAAAAUACUGGUGACACGCGUGAGUCACCGGCCAUUCACGUUGCUAAGACCCUACUCGAUGAGGGUGCUAUGCUUCAUAUAUAUGAUCCCAAGGUCGAGGAGAGUCAAAUUAUCGAGGAUUUGACACAUCCGAGUGUAACUAAUGAUCCAGAAUACGUAAAAAGCAGGAUCAGUAUUUACAAAGACGCUUAUAGUGUUACGAAAGAUACACACGCUAUAGUACUUUGUACCGAAUGGGAUGAGUUUGUAGAACUGGAUUACAAACGAAUUUAUAUUAACAUGAUGAAACCUGCAUAUAUUUUCGAUGGAAGAAAAAUUUUAGAUCACGAUAGGUUACAAAAGAUAGGUUUUAUCGUACAGACUAUUGGCAAAAGGAUUACGAGGACCGUACUUUCAAGGGCAUGGGGAAGUCAACCUCAAAUAUAAAUAAAUAUACGCAGGUUGUCAUAUGAGACCGAAUUUAUUUGAUUUCAUAAAUAUUUUAAUUAUCACGCGAAUGGGUUUAUAAUCUUGUAAAUUCCGAAAUGUGCUAGAUUUUAUACCCUCCACGGAAUAAUCUUGACAUAGAAAGUAGUAUUUGCUUUCACUUAAAGUAUUUUCCUUUUUUACAGAUUCUGUGAAAUAGUAAAUUAGCUUAUAAUUUUUUCAAAUUUACAAAAAAUGUAGAUUCACAAAAUUUUGAAAGAUCGAGCAUUUUUGAUGGAGCUUAGAUUUAAGAUUAUAAAUGUUGGAAGCAAAUGCGCCUUUUUGAGAACAAGUAUGUACCUAAUAUAUAUCACUUAUUGUAACUGUUUGUAGUAGUGAACAACGUCAGUUGUAUCAAACAUUUAUAUAUACUUUUUACAUAAUUUGAUAUGUAGAUAUCUGCAAUUAUUAUAAUUAUGAUGGUAAAUAUUGUAGCUUUAUUCUUUUUACAAGUGGGCAUUUACACGAUCUAUAGCGAAAGAUCCUAUUUUAAAAGAAACAAACAAAGAAUAUUCCUUUACUUUUUGUGCAAUAUAUGUUACGCAUAUAAAACAAAUACUGCGCGAGCGAGCACGGAUGUAUGAAGUUUUUGAUACUAAUUACAUUACUUAUUGCGAUACACUAUGACAUUAUAGGAUACAGUACAAUACUUACCAAUAUUUUAACUUAAAAAGAUGUAUUAGUAUUUUCCAUUAUGUGGAGAAUUAUUGUAAUUCUAUUUUUUCAUACUUCCAUAUUCAUUUAUUGCAUUUUUGGAAAACUUUUCCUAUAGUUUUCCAUUUAAUUUUAAAUAUUACGCUCUUAUUAGAUAUUUCUACAAGUGUAAAUAAUUCGUUCUUAAUGGUACUACUACUUUUAAUGUUGUAAUGAAAUUGUUAUGAAAGUUGUUUUCUGCUUUAUUGUAGAGAAAAUAUUAGUUUCAAAAUAUUACAUUCUUUUGUGGUAGUAACAUUAGGAAGGAAUGAAAAAAGUAAGCAAUAAUAUCAAUGUUAUAUUUGGUAUAUUAUAUUAUAUGUCAAAUAUAUUUGAUAUAUGUUUGAUAUCAAAAUGUUUUGUAUAAUGUAUAAUAUGUAAUACCAUUUAUAAAAAACAGUCUUAGAAGAUUAGCAAAUUAAAAUAUUCAUGAUAAUUUUACAAGAACUAUUUCCAUUGUAUGUAAUUACAGGAAAGUGGUAUAAACAAAUAAUUUAAUAUUGAUUUAUUCCAAGCAACAUAAUUUACUUUUGUGGUUAUAUACACGAGAUUUAUAAAUAAAUGUUAACAGAAAGUUUUCUAA